UGAAAUGCUAUUUGUCCUUGCAAUAAUAGUGUAAUUUCUAAAAGCAGGCACACCACCCAUGAAGGCAACACUGAGAUACCUAGCUGGAGUUGCAGGCCCUAGUGGUUUUGGCUCCAAUUCAACUGCUGAGCAAGUUACUCAAAAUUGCUCUUGCUCCCUUCCUUCCCAUCUAACUGCUCUCAUCACUGGGGCCAGUUCUGGUGUUGGAGCUGAAACAGCAAGGGUAUUAGCAAAGAGAGGAGUGAGAGUUGUGAUUGGUGUGAGGGACUUGAGGAAGGGAAAGGAAGUGAGAGACAAUAUAUUGAAGGAGAGUCCAAAUGCUGAGGUUAUUCUGUUGAAGAUUGAUCUUAGUUCUUUUGCUUCUGUACACAGAUUUUGUUCCCAGUUUUUAGCUUUAGAUCUUCCUCUCAAUAUUCUCAUAAACAAUGCAGGGAUAUUCUCUCAAAACUUGGAGUUCUCUGAAGACAAAAUUGAGAUGACAUUUGCUACAAAUUACUUAGGUCAUUUUUUGUUAACAGAAACCUUACUAGACAAAAUGAUAGAAACGGCAGAGAAGACAGGAGUUGAAGGAAGAAUAAUAAAUGUUUCUUCUGUCAUUCAUAGCUGGGUGAAGAGAGAUGGUUUUCAUUUCAACGAUAUACUCAAUGGAAAAAGUUAUAAUGGCACACGCGCUUAUGCUCAGUCAAAAUUGGCCAAUAUUUUGCAUGCCAAGGAAAUAGCCAGACAACUCAAGGAAAGGAAUGCAAGAGUAACUAUAAAUGCAGUACAUCCAGGCAUUGUGAAGACAGGAAUUAUUAGAGCUCAUAAGGGCUUAUUAACGGAUUCUCUAUUUUUCAUCGCAUCAAAGUUACUCAAAUCAAAAUCACAGGGUGCAUCAACAACGUGUUAUGUGGCUCUAAGCCCAAAACUAGAAGGUAUAAGUGGGAAAUACUUUACAGAUUGCAAUGAGAGUAAGUGCUCAAGCCUAGCAAAUGAUGAAUUGGAAGCUCAAAAACUAUGGAACAAUACCUAUGCUUUACUUCAAAAACGACUACGCCAAGCAACACUUUGAUAAACUAUAUACUUUCUUCAAGCAGGAUCAAACAUCAAUUGUAACUGUAUAUUACAUAAUUAUACAUUCCCUGUGUAGCUCCACUUUGAUUUUGUUGUACAUAUAAGAGUGCACAAAGCAUAUAAUCUCUCUGCUAUAAUAAAGAUAUAUAUAGCUGAUAUAUACUCUACAAAUCAAAUAUGAGAGCAAAAUUAAGCUUA
Messenger RNA from Lotus japonicus, 1251 nucleotides. RefSeq names its product short-chain dehydrogenase TIC 32 B, chloroplastic-like. The transcript is spliced from 8 exons. NCBI's taxonomy places the organism in Eukaryota, Viridiplantae, Streptophyta, Magnoliopsida, Fabales, Fabaceae. Bases 59 to 1051 code for a protein of 330 amino acids. The record is from RefSeq and is a predicted model, not a curated record.